AUGUCUUUAUUUGACACACAUCAAGAGGAUACAGAUGAAGAAGAAAAUAAUGCCAAUGAACAAGAACAAACUGAUAAUGAUGAUAUUGCAUUUGUUGCAAAACUAAAAUCAAGUCGAACACUUGCCAGUAUUCUCAAAACUAUUCAUUUUGCUGAUGAUGCUAUAUUUUGUGCAUUACCAACUGGUAUAAAAAUUAUUGUUGAAGACAAACAAUGUGUACAAGGAAAUGCUUUUAUUGAUACACGUGUUUUCGAUUCAUAUGAAUUGAUGCGACAAGUUCGAUUUCGUUUUCAUCUUGAAACUGUUCUUAAUUGUUUGAAUAUCUUUGGUAUUCCACUUGAUCCGGUGACACAUGAACCAUUACCAACCAAUGUUGCUGUACAAAUUCAUUAUCGUGAAAAUCAAACACAUCCAUUACAGCUUUAUUUAGAAGAAGAAGGUGUAAUUACUGAAUGUUUAAUAAAAGUAUUAGAUGAUACAGAUACAAUUGAUUUUGAUUUUCAAACAGAAAAUGUUGUUACUAAAGUUGUUUUCAAGGCUAGCGGAUUCAAAGAAGCACUUAGCGAAAUUGAUCUCAAAGCUGAUUGUAUUGAAUUAUUGAUUACUCAAGAUGUUCCACAUUUUCGUCUUAUUGCUAAUGGAUGUGGAGGUAGUACAUCAGUUGAUAUAAAUCAAGAUUCACCUGUUAUGGAUACAUUUCUAUGUACGGAACCAGUGCAUAAUCGGUAUAAAACUCAAUUUUUUCAAUAUAUCGUCCGAGCAUUAUCGAUUGCAAAUAAACUAUCGUUACGUAUUGAUGCUGCUGGAAUUCUCUGCGCACAAUUUCUUAUUUACACGGAAAAAGAUAAACCUUCACUUGUUGAAUAUUUUUUUGGACCAGAUGAAGAACUUAAUGACCAUGAAGGAAAUACGCAAUCGAGUGAUGUCGUUCUAAUUGAAGACUAA
This is a messenger RNA of Rotaria sp. Silwood2, 945 nucleotides long. Lineage: Eukaryota; Metazoa; Rotifera; Eurotatoria; Philodinida; Philodinidae. The record is from the annotation of a GenBank genome assembly.